UAAUCCGAAAAAGGAAAUGGGAAGGUUCCAGAAAUGGGUAGAAGCUUGUGGCAAUACAGCUUUAACAACCUUAACACCCGAUCUUAUAUAUCGAUCAUAUGUAUAGUUUGUGUCACAUUCACUUCAGAACUGAGGAUAAAUCCACAAAUAUGUAUUUUCAAAAAGGAAAUCUCUGGAAAGGUAGUCCCUAUGCUACACUUACCUUUUCCUGCACCACCAACUAUUGAUAGUUUAGAAGUUGACAUACCAACAUCCACUGUUACUCAUGAAGUCAUCGACCAUGCAUUUCUUGAAGAGCAAGAUGUGCCGUUACAUGUUUACAGCAAACAAACAAAGAUAGCCCACGAUCAACCAAGUACUUCAACAGCUGAAGUAAUUGAGAAACAUGCUAGUACUUCAUUUAGUGAGUAUCGAGAAAUGAUAUGUACAACACCUGUAAUGGAUUUGGUUACACUACAAAUAAAGUUCAAACCUUAA
This is a messenger RNA of Anoplophora glabripennis (Asian longhorned beetle), 477 nucleotides long. RefSeq lists its product as uncharacterized. NCBI's taxonomy places the organism in Eukaryota, Metazoa, Arthropoda, Insecta, Coleoptera, Cerambycidae. The record is from RefSeq and is a predicted model, not a curated record. Bases 34 to 477 code for a protein of 147 amino acids. The transcript has 3 exons.